UUUCUAUGUACGAUAUAAAUUCUAAUUUUAUAGUAUAAGCCAUUAUCGAUCCAAUUGUACGUGUAUAUAGGAGGGUUUCGACCUUUUCAUUUCAACAAAAAGCAUUCUCUUGAAUAUAGAUAGUAGGAAAAUAAAAAGCACAAGAAUGAGCAAAAAGUUAGUGUUGCUCAUGAUCUUAGUGGCUUCAACUUUAUUUUGCGGCCACCAAGCAGCGGUGGUAAUAGAGGCCACCACCGACACGGAGAUAGUCUCCUCGGUCAGCAGGUCGUGGCCGUUCCCCCGCUGUUGUGAUAGUGACAAACAGAAGGUGAAAAAAUGCAUGACAAAUACAACUUCCAUAGACGAUUGCUGCCCAACAUUUAAGAGCAUACUUGGUCGUAAAUGUCCCUGCUAUCGUUAUGCCAAUUACUUAGAUAAUCAAGCUUUGAUUACUCUUGCUAGUUAUUGUGAUGUCAAGAAUCCAUGCAUGUGUGAAAAGCAAGAAGACAUGACAAUGGCCGUCGAUUCCACCUCGUCCGUCACGUGGCCAUGCCCUCGUCCUCGUCGACGUCCACGUCCACAACCACAACGGAGCUGUUGUGCUGGUGAUAAAGCAAAGAUAAAGACUUGCAUGACAAACACAACCUCCAUAGAUGAGUGUUGCCCAACAUUCAAGAGUACUAUUGGCCGUAGCUGUUCCUGCCAUCGUUACGCCGAGCAGUUAGACAAUCAAGCUUUGAUUACUCUUGAAGCCUAUUGUGAUGUUACCAAUCCAUGUAAGAAAGUGCAAGUGAUACAGCUUCCCCAGUAGGAGAUUGGAGAAAAUAAAGUUACAUGUUUAAUAUUAGUGAGACACGAGAUGAAUUCUAGUCCAUCUCUCUUGAAUAAAGUUUCGUAAUGGUGUUCUGUAAGUCAUGUCAUUUGGAUAAAAUGUACCUAUGCUUUCGCUCUGAGGGCUAAAGUGUACUAGCUGUACCCUUUGAAUUAUUGAGAACACGAUAUUCCCUUUUCCAUUUGGAUAGGAUUAGGCCUCAUUUUAUUAACCUUUCGUUCUCGUUAAUUUCAUGUUUUUUUUUAACAGCACUAUUAUAUCCAUAUAUCUGUUUUAUU
This is a messenger RNA of Nicotiana tabacum (common tobacco), 1089 nucleotides long. RefSeq lists its product as uncharacterized. The record is from RefSeq and is a predicted model, not a curated record. NCBI's taxonomy places the organism in Eukaryota, Viridiplantae, Streptophyta, Magnoliopsida, Solanales, Solanaceae.